GCUCUGUCGGUGGUGAGCGACGACCAGUCCCUCUUUGACUCCACGUACGGCGCUGCCACUCACCUCCCCAAGGCAGACAUGACAGCCUCAGGGAACCCUGACUAUGGCCAGCCGCACAAAAUCAACCCUCUGCCUCCCCAGCAGGAGUGGAUUAAUCAGCCCGUCCGGGUCAAUGUAAAAAGGGAAUAUGACCACAUGAAUGGAUCGAGGGAGUCCCCCGUAGACUGUAGUGUGAACAAAUGCAGCAAGCUCAUCGGAGCAGGGACAGAGUCCAACCCCAUGAGUUACAGCACCUACAUGGACGAGAAGAACGGGCCUCCUCCCAACAUGACCACCAACGAGAGGAGAGUCAUUGUCCCAGCAGAUCCCACCCUAUGGACCCAGGAACACGUGCGCCAGUGGCUGGAAUGGGCUAUAAAGGAAUAUGGAUUAAUGGAGAUUGACACCACCAUCUUUCAGAAUAUGGAUGGCAAGGAGCUCUGCAAAAUGAACAAGGAUGACUUCCUUCGAACCACCUCCCUCUACAACACAGAAGUUCUGUUGUCUCACCUCAGUUACCUCAGGGAAAGUAGCUCACUGCUCGCCUAUAAUACUCCAUCCCACACAGAAGCUUCCUCACGUCUUGCCACCAAAGAAGGCCCUCCUGUUGCAGGGACACAAAAUGUGAAUAAGACAACAGAACAGCAACGGCCCCAGCCAGAUCCCUAUCAAAUCCUGGGGCCCACCAGUAGCCGUCUUGCCAAUCCAGGGAGCGGGCAGAUCCAACUGUGGCAGUUCCUGCUGGAGUUGCUGUCGGACAGUUCCAACGCCAGCUGUAUCACGUGGGAAGGGACCAAUGGGGAAUUCAAGAUGACGGACCCUGACGAAGUGGCACGGCGCUGGGGAGAACGCAAAAGCAAGCCCAACAUGAAUUACGACAAGCUGAGCCGAGCCCUCCGAUACUACUAUGAUAAGAACAUUAUGACCAAAGUGCAUGGCAAAAGGUAUGCUUACAAAUUUGACUUUCAUGGCAUUGCCCAGGCUCUUCAGCCUCAUCCCACUGAAUCAUCGAUGUACAAGUAUCCAUCAGAUCUCUCCUACAUGCCGUCUUACCAUGCCCAUCAGCAGAAGGUGAACUUUGUACCCCCACAUCCCUCUUCUAUGCCUGUCACAUCAUCCAGUUUCUUUGGAGCAGCCUCACCUUAUUGGACCUCCCCUGCAGGAAGCAUUUACCCAAAUCCCAAUGUCCCUCGCCAUCCCAACGCCCAUGUAUCACCACACUUGGGCAGCUAUUACUAGAUGCUUUUAUCUUCAAGUGGCCUUUAUCAGUCUGGUUGAACUUUUUCUUUACUUCUGGGAUUUUUAUGGUUUUUUGGGGGACCCUUAAUGGAUAAUUGUGGCCUUUCUGGGGAAGAAUUAAAACUGGAUAUUGGUUAUUCCUGGACCAAACCUUUUACUUUUGUAACUUUGCCUCUUGUGUCUUGAACUGAGAGAUGGAUGCUUCUUUGGGCCAGUACUCUGCAUUUUCUUUGGUUUUUAAUGCUUAUGUCCUCUGUAGGAAUUGACGAUGAAGAUUGUUUGCAAUUACCUGGAACGAUUAUUAGCUUUUUGGUGUGAGAAGUUUUUCAGGAUUCAAAGGCUUUUGACAAGACAUAGAUCCAAGUGUGGGUCGUAGGAAAAGAUGACUACAUGGGGUUUUUUUCUCGCUGUGGAGAGGGUAGGACACUUGACCAUUCAGUGGAGGACAUUGGGCUGCAGGGGACCGCAACUGGAAUCUUAGCUUUAAGGCAGAUGAGGAUGUUCACCCAACUGGAAAUUAAAUAUAUAUAUAUAUAUUCAUAUAUAUAUAUGU
Nestor notabilis (Kea) is the source of this 1831-nucleotide messenger RNA. RefSeq names its product Fli-1 proto-oncogene, ETS transcription factor (gene FLI1). The record is from RefSeq and is a predicted model, not a curated record. The transcript is spliced from 7 exons. Gene Ontology annotation, biological process: regulation of transcription by RNA polymerase II; cell differentiation. Gene Ontology annotation, cellular component: nucleus. NCBI's taxonomy places the organism in Eukaryota, Metazoa, Chordata, Aves, Psittaciformes, Psittacidae. The coding region runs from base 79 to 1278 and encodes 399 amino acids. Gene Ontology annotation, molecular function: DNA-binding transcription factor activity, RNA polymerase II-specific; sequence-specific DNA binding.